GAUGGAAAGCCACUAGUAAUAUCAAAUUUUCACAAAAGCACUGCUUGGAAUAACGAUUUAUUCACUUUAAAAGAGCUAAAGUCUCUCACUGCCAACAAGAGUAAGCAACCUUUAUAUAGGGAAGAAUGUUUGUAGGCAUACCUUUCUAAUUAUCUUUUUUCCUCGCUGCAAAGCUGUCGAGUUUACCUACAGAGACAGUGGAAUAACAACAAAGAAAAUGGUUUUAUUCAGUGAUUAUGUUGAUGAUUUACAAAAAAGAUACAAUCUAACACUUAAACAUAAAAGUAAAAAACUGCAGCUCCACCAGCAAAGUCGUAUUUUUAAAAAAAUUUAUGCAAAAGACAUUGAUUGUCCCCUUGCAUAUAAAGAAGCCAUCAAUAAUAUCAUACCUGAUUAUCUUUUGCCGCAUGGUUACAAUGACCUUUUUUCCUACACACCCGAAAGAGUCCGAGCCGAAAACCUUAUGUGCUAUUUGGGCCAAGACGGUACGGGAACCCCACUUCAUCAAGACCUUUGUGGAACCAUGGGCCAUAAUAUUAUGGUGAGCGGUUCACCAGAUGGCUAUGCUGAGUGGAUCAUUGUUGAAAAUCGUUAUCGCGAUAGAUUAGCUGAACUGCUGAAGCCAACUGUGACCGAGAUGAGAAACAUAUAUGGCCAUGAAGAUGCCUUAUUGAAAACGACAAGAAGAGGAAGGACCAAAUUAACAGCAGACAGUACCAAUGCUGAUAGCGAAAAUGACAGUGGCCGUCAUUUAAACAUGAUGAAGAACUCCUUCCUUGAAAGUGAUCGCGCUUGGUUGACCAAGGGAAUAACCAAAAAAAGUAAUAUUCCUGUACACGUUAUCAUUCAAAAACCAGGAGAUCUGGUGCUUAUUCCCAGCCGUGCCUACCAUCAAGUUCGAAAUAAAGGCGUCACUUUAAAAAUUGCAUGGAACCGAAUCACUGCUCAAACGCUGGCCUACGCCUUUAAAGAUCAAUUACCUCUUUACAAAAUUAUCAACAGACCCGAAACGUACAAAUGUAAAGGCAUUGUUGCAUUUACUGUGAAAGAAUGGAACGAAAGAUUAGCAAAAAUGAACGCUGCCAACUUAACCAGUGCAAGCACGAGCUCCACUACCGCUGUACAUGACGAUAUUUUCAAAUGUGGCUAUGAUGAUUUUAAAAGAAAUUCAAAGCUCUUGGCAGGUCUUUUAUUGAAAGACGUGAUUGCUCCUGAACUCCUGUACGAUGAUGAUAUGUGCGGCGUUGUUACUGACAGCAAUUCUGAAAUAUGUAGUAUCCGAUGUGAUUUUUGCUACAGUGAUAUUUUCCACCGCUAUUACCAUUGUGAGAUAUGUGACCAGUAUGAUCUUUGCUUGGAUUGUUAUUCUAUAGGUAGAAGUUGCCAGCAUCCAGACAGUAUGAAAAUGCAUCAGAGUUGUGUGUCUGUUGAUACAUACAUCACGUUGUACUAUGAGUUUGUUCGAAAUUUGAAACUCUUUUUCAACGAAGACUUAGUGGAACCUGGACUAGGUGAUUCUAUCUUUCUCCUAAAUGCAAGGAAUGCUUCCAACUUAGCAACAACUUGCCGUCGUAUUGAAAGAUAUCGUCGAUUAAAAUCGGACAGUUUUAAUGUAUUGGAAUGCAGUCAUUGUGGUUUAUCAACUGACGUGCUCAAACUGGAAGAAUGCGGCAUCAGUUUAUCUUCAGUAUUUCAACGAGGUCCCUGUCAAUCAUUACAAGUAGCAGAGAAAGAUGAGCAAAUUUUGAAAAUUUACGUUUGCAUCAAUUGCACUUCUAAAUGCCGUAACUGCUCGACGUUAUGCCAAUCAGAGAAACCACUUGUGGAUUUUAAUCUUGUUUACUAUGUACACCCUAAAUAUGAUACAAGGAACAAAGGCGGAUUCAUCGAUUCGACUAUACUGAAGACUUGUGAUAGUGACAAUGAUAAAGCUAGAGCUGAUAAUAGUCGUACAAGGAAACGGGGCCGACCACGCAAAUCUCCCUUAUUUGAUAUGCCAAAGAAAAAGGCAAAAACAAGCUAAAUUCCUAGCAACCACCUUAAAGUUGAAUACAUGUUUGCACUUCUUCAUAAUUCGUUAACAGAGUACUUUCAAUUAAUGAACACUAUGCAUGAUAUAUUAUUUAUUCAAUAGCAUUAAACAUGAGUAUAAAUCAGCUGAAUAGUAUUAUGUAAUUACGUAGUAAGUAUUAUUAAAAUGACUCUGUAAACUAUUAAGUUGUUAAGGGUUUAUAACU
Mycotypha africana is the source of this 2237-nucleotide messenger RNA. RefSeq lists its product as uncharacterized. NCBI's taxonomy places the organism in Eukaryota, Fungi, Mucoromycota, Mucoromycetes, Mucorales, Mycotyphaceae. The record is from RefSeq and is a predicted model, not a curated record. Bases 218 to 2023 code for a protein of 601 amino acids. The transcript has 3 exons.